CUUACUCAUAUUGUUUUAUUUUUUAUGUUUGCUGAAAGUGCUUUAUAGCCUUAAGUAGGUAUUUUCAAAGUAAUAGUUGUAAAACUGUGUGGUAGCGCUUUUAUUGUGAAAUGAAAUUAACCGGAAGUAUUGCUAGCGCAGCUAGCAAUGGACAGGUCUGGAGAAGCAGCGUGGAGGCCACCCCGGGCCUGUGAUGACUAUUGGAGUGAAUUCAGACAUUGCAAAAGCUUGAGGAAUUGUUUUCACAACUAUUACACUUAUGGUACCUCCCCAUCUUGCAAGCAGUGGAAAGAGGACUACCAUAACUGCAAAGAGUGGGAGAAACACAGAGGCGCCGAGGCUAAGGAUGCCUUGCAGAAGAGUGAGAGGAACAGAGUGGCAGAGCAGAGAAACUUCACCCCAGUAUGGGAACUGAGGCGAGACCCUCCCAGAGACUGGCACAUGCCCUUGAACCAGGAAAAGCCUCAGGACUCCUGAACUGUCACUAUUAAUCAGCUGUCUGUUCCAUGGUGGCCAAAGUAAAAUGAAAAUUUGAGAAUUUAACGAAAUCGUUGAGAGCCACUUGCUGGAGAGACAGGGCAUCACUAAUUGCCAUCUCAAAUUGUAUUUAGUGAGCUUCUGUUUGAAAAUAGAUGUUAGUGGCAGCCUCUAGUGGCCAAUGAUGAGUAUGACAGCAUCUAUUCAACCAGAGAAUUACAAUUGGAUCUGUGCAAAGGCAGUGUUGUUUUUCCCGUCAUAAAUUGGUUCUUCAAAGUUUGUGUGAACUGAAGCACAAAGGCUGACUGCACAUACAGACUCACUGUAAAUGAGUUUUAAGAUUAAAUGCCUUGUUUUUUUUUUGUUUAGUGUAAGAAAAGGAAUAUUGGUUUAAAAUAUGCAAAGGAAACAUUUCAUGUAUUCCAUCUAAGUAAUGAAGGACCUGUCAUGCAUUGUUUUGAUAAGGGUUAAAUUAAAAAUUGCUGCUGCACAAGAA
Molecule: messenger RNA, 973 nt
Organism: Sander lucioperca (pikeperch)
Lineage: Eukaryota; Metazoa; Chordata; Actinopteri; Perciformes; Percidae
Gene: c2h22orf39
Product: chromosome 2 C22orf39 homolog
Exons: 3
Coding region: 148-477 (109 amino acids)
Source: RefSeq, a predicted model, not a curated record